AUGAGCAAGCAGACUGAUACACUGGAGGAGAAAAAGAGUGAAGAGCAGAAAGGCCAGAGUGGUAGGGUACAAAAAGGUUCUCACUCAGAUGCUGCUUAUGCUAAAUUCUUGAAGAAAAUCUUGUCCAGCAAGAGAAAGUUAGAGGAGACAACAAUGGUCAAGUUGAAUGCCCGUUGCAGUAUCAUAUUGCAAAAUAAAAUUCCUCAAAAGCGUGGGGACCCAGGAAGCUUCACUAUACCAUGCUCAAAACUUAAAGGCGAGCUUGGAGUAAUCAAAUCCAUACCAGUGUCCCUACAACUGGCUGACCAGACCACCAUCUUACCUGAAGGAAUCCUCAAAGAUAUUCUAGUAUGGGUGGAAAAGUUUGUGUUUCCCGUAGAAUUUAUUGUGGUGGACAUGGAAGUAAACAAGAAGGUGCCUCUAAUUCUAAGGAAGCCUUUUCUAUGUACAGGUAGAGCAAUUCUUGAUAUCUACGAUGGGCAGCUUAGGCUCAGAUUGGUUGAAAAAUAUAAGUUUUACAAGCCUGUGGGGGAUACUCUAGAGAGUUGUAUUACUCAGUAUAGCAUAGUGGAGGAUGAAGAUCUUGAAAUAAAGAAAGAGGUUGAAGCUCUUAAGACUGAGGAUCAAGUGAUUGAUGAGGAGGAACUCAAAAAGGAGGCGUCUAAGCCUAGUGUGGAAUUGAAAGUCCUCCCUACUCACUUGAAAUAUGUUUUUCCUGAAACUAAUAAUUUUUCUAUGAUUAUUUCUGCUUAA
Nicotiana tabacum (common tobacco) is the source of this 753-nucleotide messenger RNA. RefSeq lists its product as uncharacterized. NCBI's taxonomy places the organism in Eukaryota, Viridiplantae, Streptophyta, Magnoliopsida, Solanales, Solanaceae. The record is from RefSeq and is a predicted model, not a curated record.